This is a messenger RNA of Coccomyxa subellipsoidea C-169, 1002 nucleotides long. Its product is annotated as nucleotide-diphospho-sugar transferase. The coding region runs from base 7 to 831 and encodes 274 amino acids. NCBI's taxonomy places the organism in Eukaryota, Viridiplantae, Chlorophyta, Trebouxiophyceae, Coccomyxaceae. The transcript has 6 exons. The record is from RefSeq and is a predicted model, not a curated record.
UUGUACAUGCAGGCUUUGAACGAGGAGAAGCAGAUCGAGAAGACCAUACAAAAUCUGCUCUACUUGGAACCCCCAGCUCAUGAAGUGAUAGUCAUAGACGGCGGCAGCACAGACAGGACUGUGCAGCUUGCUCACGCUGCUGGGGCAACCGUGCUGCAGUCUGGCAAGGGGCGAGCAGUGCAGAUGAACCAUGGAGCGUUACAUGCAGCUGGUGAUAUUCUGUGCUUCCUCCACGCAGAUAGCACACCUCCUAGAGGUUUAGUCGCUGCAGUGCGCCGGGCGCUGGCGGAUCGGAGGGUAGUCCUGGGGGGCUUCAGAACUGUGAUUGAAGGGCAAGACCGCCCGCUCCUUUUCAUGACUGUCCACCAGUAUCUGAAGACCUAUUACCUACCGCUGCUGCUGCGUCCGCUCUCUUUCUUCAGGGGUGCGCGCUGUCUAUUCGGGGAUCAGACAUUAUUCUGCCGAGCGUCUGACUUCCAGCGAGUUGGCGGAUUUGAUGGAAGCCUGCCCAUCAUGGAGGAUGCUGACCUGGGCAUCCGCAUGCAUGAGGCUGGGCCCCAGCCGCCUUUGCCAGCUGUGCAGCAAGAAGACACAAGAAGAUCGAGGCGCCAGUCACUUCUCAGCGGUGUCAAGCACUGGACUAGGCGGCGUGGGCAAGUCGUUAUGGUCAAUAGUCCACAUGCGCGCACCAGUGGAAGGCGGCUGCAGGCGUGGGGCAAUGCACAUGCAACCGCGGUCCACUUCAUCCUGGGUAUGAGCUGGUAUCUGGGCGCAACCCCAGAUCAGAUGCGCCGCUUGUAUGCUCGUCUGUACACUGACAGCUUUAGGUGAGGAAUAGAAUACACUGAACUUAUGGACAUGAGAGAGAGAGAAAGAAAAUCAUAACUAUUUGCCAGCCAACAAGGCUGAUUAGAUGUACAAAGAUGUGACGAUUGCGCAUGUGAAAUUUUGUGGGCCGGCAAAAUGCACUUGUCAUAGUGUCAGUCAAGAAGCCCUCUUUUC